CAGGCAUAAUAGAGUUAGUAGUUGCACCAUGGAGAAGCGAUUAUGUUUCCUGUUGGCUCUGCUUUUGUUCUGGGAUCUCACUAAUUCCCUUACACUGAUCGUUCCUGAGAAGGUAGAAGGGCAAUUGCGAAGAUCAGUCACCAUCCCCUGUUCCUAUGAACCGUCUCCUCAGUACACUGAUGUGGUGGUCACCUGGUACAUUAAUACAUAUGACGUUCUCAUACAUAGAGAUGAAAAUCAUGAUUAUAUUCCACUUUCCAUCAAUCGGGACAGAAUCACUAUGAAUCACAGUCCUGGAAAUGUCUCACUUAAGCUGAACAAAUUGGCCUACAACGAUCGAGGAACUUACACUUGUGAAGUUGAGUGCCGGCAUGUUACGACAUUAAAAAGAAUACAAAAAAGAAAAAGUGCCAACUUAAUAGUGAUAAGAGGUGAUCCCUCUACCACAUCUCCGGUUACUCUGUCUUCUUUGGCUCCCUCUCCCAGUGCACUACCUUCCACAAGAUCUCCAACAAGUCUGACCUCUAAUCCCAUCAGUGCACUACCUUCCACAAGAUCUCCAACAAGUCUGACCUCUAAUCCCAUCAGUGCUUUAUCGUCCAAAAGACCUCUAGUUAUUCUGACCUCUGAUGCCAUCAUUGGAUACAACACUACGAAAAUUCCAGCUUGGGUCUUUGUUUUGACAACUGUUCUCAUUGUACUCUUCUUCUCCGCUAUCAUUAUCUUCAUUUUGUACCGGACGAGAAAUAAAACAGGUAAAAAUGAGACCUCUCAUACGAAUUUUCAAGGUAUAGAAAUGUUCAACACGUGCAACCUGUUAACCUGGUUUCAGGUGAAAAUAAUGAGUAUGAAACAAUGAAAGAAGUAAAACAAAAUGAGUAUUCAAGCAUUCACAUGGGAUCUGUGUGCGCCUCUGGAUAGCUCGAUGCCUUAAUGUGAAGCAUAAUAUGUGGAGCUCUGCAGCUAUGGUCAAAAACAAGUCUAUUUGCAAAUUGUAUUUUGGCAGUCAACUGUACAAAAUAAAAAAAAACAAUUGUUCUGUUUUGAAGUUCUCAGAUAAACAGGCCCAGAUAUUAGCAGUUUCUGCUACUCAACACAAUUUCAAAAAUAUUAUUCUGAGAAAACCCUAUGGUGUCCAAGUUAUCUACUCCCCUUUGGAGAGUCUUUUGACUCUGGCAAGAUUCCUAUGAAAGGCCAUUGACCUGAAGUAUGAACUUAGUUCCUUUGUUUACAAAUGCUGCUCGAUUCACUGAGUAUUUCCAACAUCCUCAGCUUUUAUUGCAGCUUUUCAAAGCCCACCAUUUUUUCAUUUUGUGCAGUUGUGUCAACUCUGAUUUAAUUCAUAUGCACACUCAAAUAGUUAAAUUGUGUUCAUAACAUGCAAGCUUUCAUAGUUAUUUUACAUUUAUGACUCAGACUGAUGCAGAACUGAGCAAUUAGAACUGAACUAAUUCAUUGAAAGUGGCGGCACAAAUAGAAAGGGUCAUUAAAAAAACUUUGGCACAUUUGGCCUUCACAAAUCAAAAAACUGAGUACAGGAGAUGGGAUACUAUGUUGAAAUUGCAUAAGAUACCGGUGAGGCCUGAUUUGGAGUAUUGUGUGCAGCUUUGGUCACUUAUGUACAGGAAAGAUAUAACUAAGAUUGAAAGGGUACAGAGAAAAUUUAGAAGAAUGUUUCUGGGACUGGAGGACCCAAGUUAUGAGGAAAGAUUGAAUAGGUUAGAACUUUAUUCCUUGAAACAUAGAAGAUUCAGGAGAGAUUUUAUAGAGGCAUACACAGUUAUGAGGGGUGUAGAUAGGGUGAAGGCAAGCAGGCUUUUUCCACUGAAGUUGGGUGGGACUACAAGUAGAGAUCAAGGUUUAAGGGGAGCAUGAGGGGAAACCUCUUCACUCAGAGGGUCAUGAAAGUGUGGAAUGAGCUGCCAGAGGCAAGUAGUGCAUGUAAACUCGAUUUCAAUGUUUAGAGGAAGUUUGGAUAAGUAUGUGGACGGCAGGGGUAUGGGUUGCUAUGGUCUGGGUGUGGGUCAAAGUGACUAGGCAGUUUAAGUGGUUUGGCAUGGACUAGAUGAAUCAAAGUGCCUGUUUUUGUGCUGUACUUUUCUAUGACUCUUUGACUCUAAGUAUUUGAUAGACUAUUAAAUUUGCAAACCAGAAUUUAGGUGCCAGAAUGCUAAUUAAUUUCCUUACCUAACUACGUAAGCUAUAGAUGUUACUAGACUAAAGGUCGUUGACUUUGUCUCGCUCUGCGGAUCCUCUUUGACCUGCGGGCUAUGCCAGUACAUUCUGUUUUAUUAUGUAUUUUCCAAGAGUUGUUUGAUUACUUUUGUUAUUUUCUUACAUUAAUACUUGGUAACAAUUACCCUGUACGUUUCCUUAAUGUGAUUUUUUUUGUGUGAAAAGAUGAUCAUUUUAUUAUGUGAUUUAGAUAAGUAUCUCAUUGUGCUUUGUAUACUGAUUUUAAAAUGAAGGUCAAAAUAAUUUGAUUUUGGUUGUUCUCAUUAAAGUUGGCAUGUUUGUCAAGCUUGGUGCUUCUCAAUGGUCUGUAGUAAAAUUUCUAUCAAUACCA
This is a messenger RNA of Hypanus sabinus (Atlantic stingray), 2566 nucleotides long. RefSeq lists its product as uncharacterized. The coding region runs from base 29 to 859 and encodes 276 amino acids. Gene Ontology annotation, biological process: negative regulation of T cell proliferation; negative regulation of macrophage activation; negative regulation of interleukin-2 production. NCBI's taxonomy places the organism in Eukaryota, Metazoa, Chordata, Chondrichthyes, Myliobatiformes, Dasyatidae. The record is from RefSeq and is a predicted model, not a curated record. The transcript is spliced from 9 exons.